AUGACUCGUAGAAAUAAUCAUAUAGAAGCGGAAAAUGGAGAAGCAAGCAAUACCGAAGGAGGUAUGGAAAGGGCUAUUCAAGCUAUGGCAGAAAUGGCAGCAAGUAUUGCAGAACAAACUGCUGCUAAAGCUGAAAGGGAUAUUCGUAAACAACAAAGGGAAGAACGAAAUGCUGAAAAUAAAGGACUGGUAGACUUCAGACCGCAUGAUCCUCCACAAUUUCUUGGAGAAACAGAACCAGAGAAAGCUGACUUAUGGCUCCAAGAGAUAGAAAAGAUAUUCGCUGUGUUGAGGUGUCUUGACGAAGUAAAGGUAACAUAUGCAUCUUACUUACUAUUGGGAGAUGCCGAAUACCGGUGGAAAGCAACGCCGGCUUCACUUGAUUUUCUAACCAAGGAGCAUGGAAUGAGAAGUUCGACCUUUCCAAAACAGAACUGUGAUUUUCAUCUUUUGAAUGGAAACUCAGUCAAGGUUCCUUUCAUGGUAAGCAAGAAGAUGCAGUUUAUUGAAGCUUAUGACGGUUCUAAAGUUCUUCGUCUUCCUUAUAAAAAAGGUCAAGAUACGCGUCAAUUCUCUAUGUAUAUUUUUUUGCCAAACGCAAAAGAUGGACUGCCAGCUUUAGUUGAGAAGAUGACUUCUAAAUAUGAAUUACUACACGAAAAGCUUAGUCUUUAUGAUCAAUUGAAACAAGUGAAAGUAGGUGAAUUUAAAAUUCCAAGAUUCAAUGUUUCAUUUGGGCUUGAAACUAGUGAUACCCUAAAGGAGUUAGGAGUGACUUUACCAUUCUUUCCUGGAGGUUUGAAAAAAAUGGUGGAUUCUAUCGCGGGUCAAAGCCUUUUUGUUUCUCGCAUAUUUCACAAGUCUUUCAUCAGAGGAAACGAAGAAGGUACCGAAGUUGCUACAGCUAGUGCUGAAAGGUUGAGCAAGGGUUGUUCAUUUUCGCCGCCACUAAACUUUGAAGUUAACCACCCCUUCUUAUUUCUAAUUAGGGAAGAUUUGACGGGAACAAUCCUCUUUGUCGGGCAAGUGCUCAAUCCUCUUGAUGAGUGA
This is a messenger RNA of Medicago truncatula (barrel medic), 1050 nucleotides long. RefSeq names its product serpin-ZXA. The coding region runs from base 1 to 1050 and encodes 349 amino acids. The transcript has 2 exons. Gene Ontology annotation, molecular function: serine-type endopeptidase inhibitor activity. The record is from RefSeq and is a predicted model, not a curated record. Lineage: Eukaryota; Viridiplantae; Streptophyta; Magnoliopsida; Fabales; Fabaceae.